UGUCACUCCGUAUACGAUUCCGUACACGAGAAAAACAUGGCGUCCGACGAGGAGGACAAUGUCGAUGAGGAUUCUCUAUUUCUCGAGGAGCCACCGGAAGACCUACGCUGUCCUAUAUGCCUACACAUCAUGAGGGAUCCCUUCCAGACUUCCUGCGGUCACAGGUUCUGUCUGGAGUGUAUAAAAGCCGUCAAAGCCACCUCAAACCCAGUCUGUCCCAUUGACCGAAUUCCAGUGGACGCUGGGGGCGGGGUCUUUCAAGAUAAUGCCGCUCGAAUGCAAAUACGACGACUCAAGAUAUCGUGUCCUCACAAAUCAAAGGGGUGUCGCUGGACGGGGGAUUUAGCCGAUAAACUAAGUCACCUCAAACUAUGCCCACACUCGAUUAGGGAGUGUCCAUAUUGUGCGACGCCCACUCAAGUUUCGCUGAUGACUAAUCACUUGGAGGUGUGUCCUCACCGACCCGUUACAUGUCAGUAUUGUAAUAGUACAUGUUCGUGUGAUAAAUUGGAUGAGCAUUAUAAGGAAUGUCCACGAAAGCCCGUACCGUGUCCAAACGGUUGCCCUCAAACUUCCAUUCCAAGGAAUGACGUUAAGACUCAUUGUGAGUUGGAUUGUCCUCGUCAACCUGUUGCCUGUCCCCUUGAGCGGUUUAGCUGUAAGGGCGGGGUCCCUCGCGAAGAACUCUCCAAUCAUAUAAAGACGUGCGCUUUGGAACGCAUCUCGAAAUUAUCGCUACUGGUUCUGGAACAGUCAGACGAGAUUAAGGAACUGCGAGAAAAAGUCAAGGAACAAGGCGAAGCUAUAGCCUCCCUCCAAUCAACUAGCUAUCCCUCAAGCCCUCAGUUCACAUGGAGAAUUGAAGGUAUUAGAGACAAGAUAAUAUCAUCAUCAUCAUCGCCAAAUAGCUCUCAUAUCUUACCUACAUACAGCCCUCCAUUCUUCACUGGUGAGGGCGGCUAUAAACUUAGUCUUUGCAUAUAUCCAGCCGGUGACAAUAAUCAAGGCUUCCUUUCCCUUUACCUCGUUGUAAUGAGAGGCCCUUUUGACGACAUUCUCCCUUGGCCCUUUCAAAUGAGAGUCUGUCUAUUUCUAGUUAAUACCAGAGGAGGUCACAACAUUAUGAAAGACAUAAGACCGGACCCUAGACUCCAUUAUUUUAAGAAACCUACCGAGCCUCGUAAUGUCGGUUUUGGCUACCCUAAAUUUAUUCCUACCUCGUCCUUGCUUGGGAGUGAUAGUGAUUUUGUUUCCAAUGGAGCUAUGUUCAUUAGAGUAAUCACUGCAACUCAAUGAUACCACAUCUCCCCCUCCAUUAGUAGUGUAUUAGUAGUAAUUUUGUAUGAUGCUUGCUUUAAAUUUAUUAUUUUUAAAAAUAAUCAAUCUAUUAUUAUCAUUAUUAUUAUGUAGCCUAGUGGAAUCAUGUCUCUCAAAUACAUGCACUUUAUCAUUAAGUUGUUGUUAAUUUUUGUGACAAUUGUUAUCAUUUGGUUCUUUCCAGCUUAAGAUU
Molecule: messenger RNA, 1510 nt
Organism: Amphimedon queenslandica
Lineage: Eukaryota; Metazoa; Porifera; Demospongiae; Haplosclerida; Niphatidae
Product: TNF receptor-associated factor 4-like
Exons: 1
Coding region: 37-1296 (419 amino acids)
Biological process (GO): regulation of canonical NF-kappaB signal transduction; regulation of apoptotic process; signal transduction
Cellular component (GO): plasma membrane signaling receptor complex
Molecular function (GO): zinc ion binding; protein binding
Source: RefSeq, a predicted model, not a curated record